AUGGUACCAGCACAUCUGUUGGCAAUGGAGCAACAAAAACGCUACAUAAACAGAUGUGAAGGCAUUGAAUUCAACGAGGCGGAAGAGCGGAACGCUACCAUCCGUAAAUGGCAAGAGGAGUGGAAGAACUCAGACAAGGGAAAAUGGACAGUACGGCUAAUACCAGACAUUAAACACUGGCUGCUGAGGAAAUAUGGCAACUGCGACUUCCAUUUAACACAGAUGCUAACCGGUCAUGGUUGCUUUGGCCAAUAUUUGACGAAAUAUAAGAAAAGACAGAGCCCGGAAUGUGUUGACUGCGGUUCAGCGGAAGACAACGCGGAGCAUACGUGA
Messenger RNA from Macrosiphum euphorbiae (potato aphid), 333 nucleotides. The record is from the annotation of a GenBank genome assembly. NCBI's taxonomy places the organism in Eukaryota, Metazoa, Arthropoda, Insecta, Hemiptera, Aphididae.